This is a messenger RNA of Uncinocarpus reesii 1704, 1269 nucleotides long. Its product is annotated as mitogen-activated protein kinase MKC1. The record is from RefSeq and is a predicted model, not a curated record. Gene Ontology annotation, molecular function: ATP binding; MAP kinase activity. Gene Ontology annotation, biological process: intracellular signal transduction; protein phosphorylation. Lineage: Eukaryota; Fungi; Ascomycota; Eurotiomycetes; Onygenales; Onygenaceae. Bases 1 to 1269 code for a protein of 422 amino acids. Gene Ontology annotation, cellular component: nucleus; cytoplasm. The transcript is spliced from 5 exons.
AUGGCAGAUUUACAAGGACGCAAGGUGUUCAGGGUGUUCAACCAGGACUUUAUUGUGGAUGAACGGUACAAUGUGACAAAGGAAGUUGGACAAGGUGCUUAUGGAAUUGUCUGUGCUGCAUCGAACGUACAAACCGGUGAAGGCGUCGCUAUCAAGAAGGUCACCAAUGUCUUCAGCAAGAAAAUCCUUGCUAAACGUGCCUUGAGAGAAAUCAAAUUGCUGCAGCAUUUCCGCGGCCACCGCAAUAUCACCUGUCUCUAUGAUAUGGACAUUCCGAGGCCCGAACACUUCAACGAAGUCUACCUAUAUGAAGAGCUCAUGGAAUGCGAUCUUGCUGCGAUUAUCCGUUCUGGUCAACCCCUGACCGACGCUCAUUUCCAAUCAUUCAUCUAUCAGAUCCUUUGUGGGCUCAAGUACAUCCAUUCGGCCAACGUCCUACAUCGUGAUUUGAAACCGGGAAAUCUUCUCGUUAAUGCCGACUGUGAGCUCAAAAUCUGCGAUUUUGGUCUUGCUCGUGGGUUUUCCAUGGACCCGGACGAGAAUGCCGGCUACAUGACUGAGUAUGUUGCUACGAGAUGGUACCGUGCUCCGGAAAUCAUGUUGAGCUUCCCAAGCUACACGAAAGCCAUUGACGUGUGGUCGGUCGGCUGCAUUCUUGCCGAAUUACUUGGAGGACGACCUUUCUUCAAGGGUCGUGACUAUGUCGACCAGCUGAAUCAGAUCCUUGGAUAUCUAGGAACUCCAAAUGAAGAUACCCUUCGCCGAAUCGGGUCUCCCCGUGCGCAGGAUUACGUUCGCAAUUUGCCAUAUAUGCAGAAAGUCUCCUUCCAAAGACUAUUUCCGAAUGCGAAUCCAGAAGCUCUGGAUCUCCUUGAUCGUAUGUUGGCGUUUGAUCCAUCAUCGCGUAUCUCGGUGGAGGAGGCUCUCGAACACCCGUAUUUACAAAUCUGGCACGAUGCAUCUGAUGAGCCGGUUUGCAAAAUCCCGUUCGAUUUCCUUCAUUUUGAAGUCGUGGAAGACGUUCAUGAGAUGCGAAAAAUGAUCUUAGACGAGGUCGUGGGAUUCCGAGCACACGUACGACAAACACACCCUCAAGUCGGAAGUGCUUUGCCACAAUCUGCAUCUCAACAAACCAGCGUCCCGAUACCAGAAGAGAACAUCGGCGCUUGGAAGCAAGACGAGCCACGCCCUCAGGAGACGGUUCACAGUGGUGCGUUGCCCAAUGACCUUGAAGCUUCCCUGCAAGGAGGCAUGGAUGCUAUGAGAUAG